This is a messenger RNA of Lodderomyces jiufengensis, 2415 nucleotides long. It is a transcript of the gene LIG1, whose product is annotated as tRNA ligase. The coding region runs from base 1 to 2415 and encodes 804 amino acids. Gene Ontology annotation, cellular component: nuclear inner membrane. Gene Ontology annotation, biological process: tRNA splicing, via endonucleolytic cleavage and ligation. The transcript has a single exon. Gene Ontology annotation, molecular function: phosphoric diester hydrolase activity; GTP-dependent polyribonucleotide 5'-hydroxyl-kinase activity; ATP binding. The record is from RefSeq and is a predicted model, not a curated record. Lineage: Eukaryota; Fungi; Ascomycota; Pichiomycetes; Serinales; Debaryomycetaceae.
AUGAGUACAACCAAUACAAAAGAAGAAGUUAAAAACCUUUGUAUUCAACUAGAAGAAUCAACCAAAUUAAAGAGAAACGGCAAAUGUAUAAAAUUUACAAACAAUGUAUAUAAUACAUCAAUACCAAUAGAUUCUUGGAAAUUUUUAGAUUUCGACUAUGGAAAAGAUAAAAUUAAAUUACCAAUACAAGCAAGAGGUUUAUUCACUUUUAAUGAUGAAGAAAUAGUAAUUAGAGGUUACGAUAAAUUUUUCAAUGUUGGUGAAAAACCAAUGACAAAAGAAGAAGAUCUAAGAGCAAACACCUCAGGACCUUAUGAUGUCACUUUGAAAGAAAAUGGUUGUAUAAUAUUCAUAGGUGGAUUACAUACUGGUGAUAUUGUUGUUUGUUCUAAACAUUCUACUGGUUUUAGAGAUGAUAAUACUAGGAACCAUGCCAUUGAAGGUGAAUUACAAUUGAGAAAACAAUUGGGUGAUGCAAAAGUUAAAGAAUUAGCUAAAUACUUAUUUGAUAAUAAUUUAACUGCUAUAUCUGAAUUAUGUGAUGAUGAAUUUGAAGAACAUGUUUUACCUUACCCAAAAGAUAAGUCUGGUUUAUAUUUACAUGGAUUGAACUAUAAUACUAUAAAUUUCAAAACUGUUUCCAUAAAUGAAGUUAAUAAAUUUGCAGAUGAUUGGGGGUUCAAAUUAAUUGAAUAUUUAUCAUUUAAUGAAUAUGAUGAAUUAUUUACUUUUUUAAACAAAUGUUCAGAAACCGGUACUUAUAAUAAAAGAGAAGUUGAAGGAUUUGUAAUUAGAUGUAAAAAGGCAAAUGAUGAUUUUUUUUUCAAAUAUAAAUUUGAAGAACCGUAUUUAUUAUAUAGACAAUUUAGGGAAGUGACAAGACAACUAAUAGAUGGUGUACCAUCUCAUUCGGUAAGAAUGAAGAAAAAUAAAUUAAUCACUAAAAAAUAUUUAGAAUUUGUUGAAGAUUUAUUUGCAAAAGAACCAGAAUUAAAAGAAAAUUUUGCAAAAGGUCAUGGUAUUAUAAAAGUAAGACAAUUAUUUUUGGAUCAUUUACAUGAAACAAAUGGUAUGAAUUUAUUGACUAUUGAUGCAAAAUUAACUGAAGAAUUAAAAUCAUUAAAUCUAGAAGAUAUAACGAAAUAUAUUAUAGUACCUGUAGCAACUAUUGGAUGUGGAAAAACCACUGUUUUCAAUACUUUGCAUUUGUUAUUCCCAGAUUGGAUACAUAUACAAAAUGAUAAUAUUCCAAAUAAAUCAAAAUUAAAAAUAGUAGAUUUAGCAUUAAAAGCAUUGGACAAUUAUCCAGUUGUUUUAUUUGAUAGAAAUAACUCAGAAUUUAGAGAAAGAAAACAAAUCUUCACAUCAAUAUUUGAAAAAAGAGAUACUUAUAUUGAUCCAAUGAUUCAACUUAAAUAUAUCGGUAUAAACUUUAUAAAUGAUGAAGUUAAUGAUGAUCAACUUUGGGAUAUCACAUAUGGAAGAAUUAAAGAAAGAGGUGAUAAUCAUCAACUGAUUAAAGUUAAUUCAAAUGAACAAUUAACUGUAUCUGUAAUGAAAGGAUUUAUUAAAAGAUUUAGACCUAUUGAUCCUACAAAGUCUCCUGAUUCACAAUUCGAUCACGUAAUAAAUUUGAAAUUAAAUCAGCCAAACUCAUCAUUAGAAAAUGUGAAAUUAAUAAUAAACAAUUUAAGUGAAACUUACCCGGAUUUAAUCACUACAAAACCAACAUCCGAGCAAAUAGAAAAAGCAUUCAAAGAAAGUCUAGAUUAUAAACCAACAUUUACUAAAACUUUCGGCAACAAUAAAUCAAACGAUAACAACAACAACCCGGCAAAAAAAAAAGAACCAACGUAUUUUGGGAUCUCACUUCAACCUCAAAGAAUCCUAAAAUCUUUAAACCUAAUUGAAUCCCACAUACAAUAUCAAAAUUUACAAAAAGAAAAUUUAGUCCAAGAUAAAUUUCAUAUCACAUUGGCUCAUAUUGCAAGUACGAAAAAUAAAGAAAACAAAAAAAAAUGGCAAAAGAUUUUAAAAAGUAUUGGAUUGGAAAAAUAUGAAGAAGGUAAGAAUCCAUUGGAUUUCAAAAGUAAUAUCAAACUACAACAAAUUGUAAUAAACCACAAUAAACUUAUCUGUAUAAAAGCACAAAUUCAUUCAAUCUACAAUACUAAAGGAGAAGUCAUUGAAAUUGAGCCAUUAAAUAAAUACAUCCAUGUUACAAUAGGUUGUUUCCCACCAUCAAAACCAGUUGAUUCAAACGCAACAAUAGAGUUUAUUUAUAAAGGUAGAGAAAUUAAUGAUUUGCUAGCUGAUGGUAUAUAUGAAGUUGAUGGUGAUGUUAUAGAAGUAAAGAAUUUUGGAGAUGAUGAUGCUGUUGAGUUUGAGGAUCAACAAUUGUUUGCAUUUCUUUGA